This is a messenger RNA of Syngnathoides biaculeatus (alligator pipefish), 3551 nucleotides long. It is a transcript of the gene fabp3, whose product is annotated as fatty acid binding protein 3, muscle and heart. The record is from RefSeq and is a predicted model, not a curated record. Lineage: Eukaryota; Metazoa; Chordata; Actinopteri; Syngnathiformes; Syngnathidae. Bases 64 to 465 code for a protein of 133 amino acids. Gene Ontology annotation, molecular function: fatty acid binding. Gene Ontology annotation, biological process: fatty acid transport. The transcript is spliced from 4 exons. Gene Ontology annotation, cellular component: cytosol; nucleus.
UCUCCUUCUCUCUCUCUCUCUCACACACACACUCCUCAUUCCGCCGCCCUUUCUGCAGUCAUCAUGGCCGAGGCUUUCGUGGGCACGUGGAACCUGAAAAGCAGCGAGAACUUUGACGAGUACAUGAAGCUAUUAGGUGUGGGCUUCGCCACCCGCAAGGUGGGCAACCUGACCAAGCCCACCACCAUCAUCUCGCUGGACGGCGACAAGGUGACCAUCAAGACGCAGAGCACCAUCAAGAACACGGAGCUCUCCUUCAAACUGGGGGAGGAGUUCGACGAGACCACCGCCGACAACAGGAACGUCAAGUCGGUGGUGACCGUCGAGGACGGCAAGAUGGUGCACGUCCAGCGGUGGGACGGCAAAGAGACCACCCUGGUGCGCCAAGUGGACGGCGACGCCCUGACGCUGACGCUGACGCUGGACGACCUCGUUUGCAAGCGCUGCUACGAGAGGGCCGAGUGAGCGAGCCCGAAUCCCAAAGUGUCCACUCGCAUUUCUCUCAACAAUUGGGGGGGGGGAGGGGGGUACUAUUUGUUACACUCCAUGUGGAUGCCCCCCCCCUUUUGAGGACCUCUACUGUUAAAAACACUGAAAAUAUUGUUUUAUUUUGGCGUGUCCCUGUUUGAUGUUGUUUUUCCUUUCUUUGGAAAUGUGACGCGUGAGGUCCACUUUAAAAACCUGGAAGAGUUCAUUCAAAACUUGGGAAGUAAUAAAAAAAAAAAAAAAAAAAUAUCCCAAAUUGAGGCUAAAUAUGUGAAAGCGUCGUUUGUAUGAGUUUGUUCGUAAAUCCAAGACGCUGCCCGAACUGUCCACAAGAAGUCACCUCAACUACCAUCCAUCCAUCCAUUUUCAAAGCCGCUUAUCCUCACGAGGGUCGCGGGGAGUGCUGGUGCCUAUCCCUGAACUGGUCGCCAGCCAAUACAAACAGCCGCACUCACAAUCACACCUACGGGCAAUUUAGAGUGUCCGAUUAAUGUUGCAUGUUUUUGGGAUGAGGGACGAAACCGGAGUGCCCACCCGGAGGAACGGGGAGAACAUGCCAACUCCACAAAGGCGGGUCCGGGAUCGAACCCAGGACCUCAGAACUGUGAGGCUAAGCCUUUACCAGCUGAUCCACCGUGCCACCCUCUCAAAAAAAAAAAAAAAAAAAAGUUUCAAGUAAAAACUGCAAUAACAAAAAUUGUGUUUUUUCUAAAUAUCAAUAUAGACCAAUCGCUCACGAAGGUCCUCGUUGAAUUUUUCCGGGUUUUUUUCCGGUUUUCCGAAGACUUUCAUUCAGUCCGUUUUUCGGUACCACGAGUCAACGUGAAAACGAAAAGCUUGCGUCUCCAAAUUGCGGCCCACGCCAAAGCUGCUACGUCGACCUCCGAGCGGCCGGCCGGACAAAAAUAGCUGCCGUCAAAACAAAAGCCGCCACCUUCGAGUUCCCGUCCGAAGCGGCGUCAAUUCCGCAAAAAAAAAAAAAAAAAACGGGGAAGGUGUGUCGUCAUUCUCAGAAACGCUGGAGAAAAGUUUGCGUCUCCCGGUUAGUUACGCAACCUCCGUCUUUGCGUGUAUGUUUCAUUUCCGGGGACGAAAAGCCACAUCGCGUUUGCAGAGACGGCGAACGCGACAGGAAUUUGGCCCGACGCCUCCGAAGCGAGCUCAAGUGAGCCCGAGCGGACUUUCCGUGCCCAAAAUAACCGGCCGGCGGGUCCGUGCGGGCGUCCUGGCAAGGCCGAGGGAACAAUGGCAGGUGCCGCCGCGCUCGGUCGCAUGCUCGCUUUCUUACCGGAGAGGCGUCACGCGCUCGCCGCUCGCUGCCAACUGGACGCAAAGGGGAGACGCUCGCCUGCCGCUUUAUUAGGCACACACACACGCUGUUGCGCUUAACCUCUUUGGACCCGCAAGGAAACGAGACAUAAAUCCAAAAGAAAAACAAGAUACAUCAAUGCAAAUAACUACUUCUAGAGAUACAAAAGAAGAUGAAAAUUGAUCAUGUCGCCAAAGUGUAUGCUCACAACUUACCUUCAUUAAACAUUACAAAUAUGGAGCAACAGUGAAAAUGAUCAUACAGUCGUACAAAACCUUUUUCAACACGAGAUUUGUUUUACUGAAUCUUUUUUUUCUUCUUACCUGAACAGCGGGAAAAAGUAUGCACGUAUGAUAACAAUAAAAAGAUUUUGAGGAAAGGAUUGGGGCCAGACCAUAGAAAUGUGUGUGUGUAUAUGUAUAUAUAUAUAUAUAUAUAUAUAUAUACACACACACACACACACACACACACACACACACAUAUACAUAAUCAAGAAAAGAAUGAAGGUUUCAUGUCCAGAAGCAGGGAAGCACUUGAUCACACUUUAUUGUGCGUACGAUGACAAGAAACACACUUUUGUUUUAUUACUGUCAUGAUAGCAACUUAUUCCACGUUGGCAAUCAUAAACUCCGCUACAAGGAAUAAUACGCAAUAAAACAAAAAAAACCAAACAUGCAGAACCCGACAGGACGCGUUCCUCCUGAAUUUUGAUGGCAGGCGUCCAACUUUUGUGAGUUUGCAACGCCGUGUGUCUGUAAUUGACAUUUUGGGAAAUCCACUUCCUGCCUGGAAGCGCGAUCAAAGCUAAUCAACGCAAGAGCUGCGUUUGGCUCCUUUUAUUGCAGCGAGACGCACCGAAUCCUGCUCAGGACCCUCCCAAAAACGAUGUCGAGCUCAUGUACUUCCUUUAACCCCCCCCCCAGCUAAUCUACCCUUGCAGAUCUAUUCCCAGAUGUCUUUGCCCUCAUUUUUGCGCAAUAUUGUGAUGAUCUUAUUUUUAUUUUUUCCUCCACAGGACACAACCAGCAGGAAAAAUGCCAAAAAGCUUAUUUACUGUGCAGCGGUACCUCAACUUACAAGUGACGGCACUUUUAAUAGUAGCCAUCCAUUUUCAUCGCCGCUUAUCCUCACAAGGGUCGGUCGCAGGGAGUGCUGGAGCCAAUCCCAGCUGUCAGUGGGCAGGAGGCGGGGUUACACCCUGAACUGGUCGCCAGCCAAUCGCAGGGCACAUGCAGACAAACGGCCGCACUCACAACCACACCUAGGGGCAAUUUAGAGUCUCCAAUUAAUGUUGCAUGUUUUGGGGGAUCCGGGAGGAAAGCGGAAUGCCCAUGGAGGAACGGGGAGAACGUGCAAACUCCACACAGGCGGGGCCGGGAUCGAACCCGGGUCUUCAAAGCUGUGAGGCCAACGCUUUACCAGCUGAUCCGACGUGCCGCCCCUUUUAGUAGUAGUUUGUUUUUGUUGGUUUUUUUUUUUUUUUUAAACAAGCCACAAACUCGGAAUCUUUACGCAUCUUGCCAAACAUCUGGAAAUAAUUUUGUUUUUGUUUUUUCCACCUCUUUUAAACUGAUGUGAGGAGUCUUUUUCUUGUCUCUUUUCUUUUUUUUUUUUUUUUUUUUAACAAGCCACAAACUCGGAAUCUUUACGCAUCUUGCCAAAAGUGCUCUGCAACAUCUGGAAAUAAUUUUGUUUUUGUUUUUUCCGCCUCUUUUAAACUGAUGUGAGGAGUCUUUUUCAUUUCUUUUUUUUUUUU